Messenger RNA from Cladocopium goreaui, 5889 nucleotides. Lineage: Eukaryota; Dinophyceae; Suessiales; Symbiodiniaceae. The record is from the annotation of a GenBank genome assembly.
AUGGCCAUGGAAUACCCCAUGCACUUCUCCUCGACUGACAAUGGGGGCCUUUUGGAUGUUGUCUGUAAGGUGAAGAUUUUCGAUGAUGCUCAUGAAUCACACCUCCUUACUGCACGUGAUGGUACUGACUUCAUUUACAAGGGAUGCCUCCAUGAUGGUUUUCACUGCUAUACCAUUUUUAAUGGGGUGAUGAUGCAACAGUUUCCCAUUCCAAUUGUUGUUUCUACCAGUGGUACGAAAGUCCUUGGGCACCAUUCGCACUCGUGGGAGUCUUUGAAAUCGGUGGUGGAUUUGUGCGCCGGGUUCGGUGGAUUGGCACAAGGAGCAACGGCUGCAGGUUUCACUGUUCAGGUCGCCGUUGAUCACAACCAACGCAUGCUGGAUUUGUACUCCAAGGCUGGUGAUUCUCAUUUGAUUUGUGGGGACAUUGGAGCCCAAAGUGUGAUGCAUGAGAUCUGGGCCCACUCUGGCGGCGCAGGUACUUUCACUUGCGGGUUCAGUUGUCAGCCCUUUUCCCGAUUAGGUGACGGCAAGAGCCAAGCCGAUGAGAGAGCCAAUUGUUUCUCACAGUCAAGGUUGGAAGCCAAGGGCAUUCACGGAUGCAUCACUCGUAGCGCAGUUUUCCCUGAUGGAACUAGCCUAAUGAGACAUGUUCACCCAAACGAGGCUAUGGGGCUCAACACAUUCGAUCCCAUCAUCGAUUUUGGACAGGAAGUGCGAUUGACCCUUGCUGCUGUAGGGCAACUAGCAUGUCCGGCCCAAGCCUUGUGGAUCCUCAGUGAAGUUCUUGCCAGGAUUGACAUGAUGAAACAUGCACGCACCUUCACCAAAUCGGAGCAAUUGCAAGCCUAUAGGUCUUGGUUGUUGAUGAGGUGCAGACAGGUGUGGCCAGCACAGGUUGAACCUGUCACAGACCAGACCAUCCUGACGUUGGCGACGUUUUGGGGUCAACACAAAGAUUUGUCUCUUGGUGAGUUACUGUUUCCUUUGCGAUGGGAAGGACAGAUUGAGGGUACGAUCAGCAUUGCUGCAGUCCUGGAUCACCUGAUCCGUAUGCGUGAAGGCACUGCUCCAACGGUUCCUGAUGCCGACCCAAAGACACCACCCAUUUCUGACGUUGAUGAAGUGCCGGUUUUUGACCAACCUGUCAUUUCUGAAGACAUUGCCACAAGUGGUUGCAUGGUUGCCGAGUUUUGCACCGUCAUUUUCUCCAAUUCGGAUGAACCUCCUCUCCGUUUCCAGCCGAGGUGUGGAUCUACCAUUUCUCAAUUUUUGAAUGCCCAUGAGAAAUUGAUCGGUACUUUUGAGGUUGAAAAGAUUGUGCUGAAUGAUCUGCCUGUCCCGAUUGACCAUGUUCUUGCGGUAGGACAAGUGUUGGAGGUUCAACUCAAGACCCCUGUUUUGCAGCUUGAUGCCCAAUUACCGAUUGUUUCUCCCACUGCCGAGUGGUCACAGCCAAUUGAUGAUUCAGGAGUGAAAUCACCUCUCAGGAAAGUCUCGAAGUUUGAUGUUGGAGAAUGUGUCACUCCGAGUGCCUUGUUGCCUGAUGACACUGCCUGGCUUGAUGCUCGACCCCUGGUAGGAUUGCAAAGUGAGCAGUUCUUAAAACUUGGAAUGCCAAGCAUCCAAAACGCGCAGCAACUGUGGUCCUUGAGGCACCAAUACCUUCGCACCGAAGAUCGUAUCCAGGUCUUGGACAACCAGGAGAGAUUCUGGGCAGAUGAUGAAAUCAGGUUUCACCUUCAUGCCGUUGUACAGGCCAGCCUUGAGAUGUCCGUUCGUUUGGGACGAAAGGUGCAGCCAGUUUGUGUCCUUGACCCUUUGAUUGCAACUGCCUGGAUCCAACACCGUGGGUUCGAUUGUCAUCAGUGGGCUACUGAUCACCCUGAAAUUUUGCGAGACGGCAUUCCUAUUGUCACAGUGAUUCUGAUUGAUCAGCAUUGGUUCCCAUUGUUCAUGUCUCCUUUGCAAGGGGUCCUGCAUGUCCACACAUGGGAUGGCAUGAACGCUUCACAUGAGGGUCUUGAUUUGCUCAUGGACAAGCUUGCGGUUGCUUUGGGGUUAACCAACGCCAUGAUCAGACGAGAACACAGGCUGUUUUUCACCUCUGAUCUGUGCGGGGCCCUUGCAGUUGCCUUUUUGAGAUAUGCACUCGUAGGAUUACAACUUCCUUCUGAUUGCACAGAGGCCACUGUCAUUCAUGCCAAGCUGAAAGAGGCGUACAUGACUGAACUGAGGCGAUGCCAAAUUGCCAGGCGACCAUGGAUCUGGGGAGCCGGUGAUAAGCGCCCCACAGUUUCACCCUCCAGUGAUCUCCAUUUGGCCGUCAACAUCUCACGUGACCAGAGAAUUGACCUCAUUAAUGAGAAAGGGAUGGCACUUGCUGAUGACGAAAUGCGUUUCCACCUCAUGCAGCUUGUUGCUAAUCAGCCCGCAAGCUCUUCGGCGAGUGUUCAGAAGUUCACAUUCAUGGCUCAAGAGUUUCUCUCUACUGCUGAGAACUGCAGAGGACUUGCCAUGUUGCACAAUGAGCAUUGGAUGCCAGUGAUCUUCCUCCGUCACCAUGGCCAGGUGUUCAUGAUCCUUGAACAAAAUCCUGUUGUGUCUGAGCUUUCACUGCACCCAGGGAUUCAGCAGAUCCUGAUUGCGCCUUUCUGGGAAGUGGACGAGCUUUUCUGGCGCUCUCAUGCUGAGGAUCCAGACACUAGGCUCCAGGCUUAUGUCCGACAUGUCUCUAGACAAGGGGUCCACUCCGACCAUGCUAGAAAGCUGUGGGGUUCCAUCUUGCGAGCCACUGGAUUUACCCCGUCAUUUGCGGGGUGGUGGGAGCAGAACCAUGCCAAGGUUUUUGGAGCACCUGAGAGGCUCCCCUUUGUACCCCCAACCCUUGACAUUGCUGAAAGGGUAUUUGACUCCUUUGCAAUUGCAUUUCGCAAGUUUGAGCAAGAGCUUCAUGGUGCCUCCCGGAAUUAUGCCAGGCAGAAGCGGGAUAUGAACCCGAAUGCUAUUUUCCAUGACCUGCAAGCCCCUAGGGAAAAUGGAGUUGCUCUCUUGAUCAAACCCAUUGUUGCCAAGGUUGAAAGUGUCAAUAGCGCUCAUGGAGAGAUUGUUUUAGACCGUGAAGUCUGUUUUGACUUGGCACACCCUGUUUUUUGCAAUGGGAAAAUGCUUGAUGUCGCUCAUGCCGACACUGAUGCUGUUUGGGCCGCCAAUGUUGAGGAUGUACCUGUUGGUGCCACUGUCUCACAGACCAGCUGUCGUGGCACUGAUGCUGAACUGUUUGCACUCUUCCUGACUGCUUGGAAACAAAUGUGGGAACGCCACCACAGCAUUCCUAGCUCCAGGUGGGAACCAAUCUUACAGUUUGCCCGUGCGAAACUGGUUUUUCCACUGCUCAGGUGGCCGGCCAUUGAUUCUGAAGCCUUGGUGCAUAGCAUUGCUCAUAAAAAGGUUUCCACAUCAGGUGGGCUGGAUGGUGUGACGCUGGUUGACCUCAAAUCCAUGCCGUCCCAAGCUUGUAGCAACUUUGUGGAUAUGUUUCACCACGCAGAGCUCACAGGUGAAUGGCCAAUCCAGGUUAUUGCGGGCAGGGUGUCAUGCUUAGCCAAAACUGCCCAGCCAACUGAUGCCCUGGACUUUCGGCCGAUCACAGUUCUGGGAUUGCUUUACCGUUGUUGGAGCACCUUCCAUGCCAAGCAUGCCAUCCGUGCCAUAGAGGGUAUUUUGCCUACUGGAUUGUAUGGAAGUAGGGCCCACAGACAUGCAGGUCAAGUCUGGUCUCACUUGCUUUGGACCAUUGAAUUGGCGUAUGAAAACCAGACUCCGUUGUGCGGCAUUAUGGCAGACAUCCAGAAGGCCUUCAACUUUCUGUCGAGACCAGUUGUGAUGGAGUGUUGUGCCUUGAUUGGAAUCCCGUUUCACGUUCUUCGGGGAUGGGCGGGAGCCUUGUCACGUAUGCCACGACGUUUCCAAAUUCAUGGCAGUUUGAGUCCGCCCGCAUAUAGCAAUUGUGGCCUGCCGGAGGGAUGUGCACUUUCCUGUUUGGGUAUGAUGGUCGUCGACAUUGUUUUCCACGAGUAUAUGUUGCACUUCUUUCCUUUAUGUCAGCCACUUUCUUACGUGGAUGACUGGCAGGUGUUAGUCAUGGACCCAAGCAUGCUCCAACCAGUUUUUCGGUGCCUCGAGGAGUUCACUGCCUUGUUAGACCUUUUUCUUGUCCGCAGGACAACCCAUACAUGGUCAAUCAGUGCAGAAGGCCGUGCCCAACUGCGGUCACAAGGCUUUGGCCUUGUCGGUUUUAGCAAGAAUUUGGGCGCCCACGUACAGUACACAAGACAGCAUACGAAUAAGGUCCUGAUGGACAGGGUCACUGGUGCGCAAGGCUUGUGGACUAAGUUACGAUACUCAGCCAGCCCUUACGCCCAGAAAGUUCGUGCUCUCAAGUGUGCAGCUUGGCCUCGUUGUCUGCACGCUGUGGCCGCCACUACAGUGAGCAAGGUCACUUUUGCAGCCCUUCGUUCCGGGGCAAUGCGAGGCCUCAAAGCAGAUGUGGCUGGUGCCAACCCAAUGGUCCAUUUAGGACUUGUUGAGCCACCUAGCACAGUCUUGACUUGUUCAGGCUGGUCACUUGCUGCAACUACGCAGCAUCAGUGGGAUGAAUACUUGGUGGCUUUGACACCUUCGCCAGGACCCAUCAACAUUUUCACUGAUGGGAGCUGCUUUGGACAACACAGUGUGCAGACUAGGUUUGCAGGGUGGGCAGUGGUUUUUGCCGCGACUGAAGCGAUCCAUGACUGUACUGGCAGUCUUGUCCUGGAUUCAGGUGUCCUGCCGGGGUACUUACAAAGUGCAGUCCGGGCAGAGAUCUUUGCUGUCUUGCGAGCAUUGUUGAUCACCCAGGACCUUGAGUGCAAAGUCAUGAUAUGGUGUGACUGUGACGCUGUCGUCAAACGCAUGCGGAGGUUACUUGUGGGGCAUGACCUGAAGAUUGGCUGCUCUCAUUCGGACCUUUGGACUCUUAUUCAGAAGUGCAUCAGGCGACGGCGGGGCCCCACAAUGAUUACAAGAGUUGCAGCUCACCAGGAGGAACAUACGGCCAAAGAUGUUUUCACCGAAUGGUGCAUCCGGCAUAAUGCCCUGGCUGACCGGCAAGCUGUUCGAGCAAAUGGAACGAGGCCCGCGUCAUUCUGGAGUCUGUUUCACUCGCAUUUGUCUGCAUUGGAUAACAUCACUGGUAUCAAUAGGGCCAUCCAACAAGUGCAACUUGAUAUUAGCAGGGAAGUUGUCCGCUUGGGUGAGCCGGCCAAAUUGGAUGUUGCCCCGCUUGACCUUGAACUGCCCCCUCCUAGCAAAGCUUGGUGCCCGUUGCCUGCUCUUCAGAUCCCAGCACAGGCUGUCCGUUGGUAUGGAGACGUGAUGGUUCGUUGGAUCGUGAGUUGGUUUUGGCAGGCAGUUGCAGAGAGUGACUUGGAGCCAGUCUGGGUGUCCCAUUACCAAUUGUACAUUGAUUACAUGUGCAGUACAGGCCAUCCAGGACCUGUGCAUAUCAAUGGAUGGAUUGAUGGCGCACGCCUUUCACAUUUGCAUUUGCGCGGACUUGCCUUCCGCACCAGGGCCAGAUGGUUUGUGAAGGUUUGGAAAGAGACCCUGAGACAUCAGGGCAUUGUUUUGGAGAGCGCUUUUGGCCGACCACAUUCUCAGGUCAUUUUGCUGCACACUGGAUGCGUUUCACUGCCUUGGCCACGUGACCGCCUUCAAAGUGUGGAUAGGUGGAUGUUUGCCCGCAGCCAAUCUGCCUUUAAGCGCCAAUCCACUGCACUCGACAGCCUUCCUUUCGCUGAUGCCCAUUCAGAGUUUCCACCUUGCUACCGGACCACCGUUGGCACAUGA